Hypomesus transpacificus is the source of this 1560-nucleotide messenger RNA. RefSeq names its product SH3 and multiple ankyrin repeat domains protein 1-like. The record is from RefSeq and is a predicted model, not a curated record. The transcript has 2 exons. The coding region runs from base 1 to 1560 and encodes 519 amino acids. Lineage: Eukaryota; Metazoa; Chordata; Actinopteri; Osmeriformes; Osmeridae.
AUGCUGGAGACGCGCAUGCGGCUGUACAGCGCCCGCCUGCACGCCCCAGAGCCCUGUGACAGAAGAGAGCGCAGGGACAGCUGCCAGAAGAACCACAGAGAGCUGCUGGAGGCCAUCCCCGAGACCCUGACUGUCCAGCCCCAGCACCAGCCCCAGCACCAGCACCAGCAUCAGCAUCAGCAUCAGCUCCAGUGCGCCCCCCUGGGGAUGGGAGGCCUCACAGCCCCUCCACCUCGCGGACUCUUCAGGGUAUCUUCAGUCCAGUUCCGCAAGGCCGAUCGUCCGUGUCUGAACAGACACAGCUCCAGCAGUGGCUCCCUCUUCACCCAGUCUCUGGCCCCCCUGGCCCUCCCGGGAGCCCCUGGCCCCGUCCUCUCCACCUGCAGUACCCCCUCCGGCCACCGGAGGCCCUCUGAACCGGCGCUGCAGCAUUCUGGCUCAGUGUCGGCGGGUGCGCUAAGGAGGAGCCGGACCCUCCACCACCGGCCGCCACCCCAGGAAUACCGGCGGCGCGCCAGCCACCCAGCCUCUCCCUCCUACGCCACGCUGCACCACUGCGGAGGGGUGGCAGCGCCACCUAGAGGCCUAGAGAUGGGCCUGCUGGAGCAGCCAGGCCUCCAGCCCCCAGCCGGCCUGGCCCUUUCCCCCCAGCUGCAUGCCCCCGUGCUGGGGGAGCACCGGGGAGCAGGGCCCCUGCCCUGCGGCCCCUGCUACGACAACAACGCUAACCAGCUGGCACACAGCCGGCGGGUGCAGCACGGGAGGAGCUUUCUGAUGGAGCUGCCUGCCAGGGAACGAGAGCGAGAGAGGGAACGAGAGCGAGAGAGGGAACGAGAAGGACAGCGGGAACGGGAAAGAGACGCUCGCUUCCAUUCCCUGGGCCACCCUCCCCAGCAAGGAGACAUCCACGACACGUGGCCCAAGCCGGCGAGUCGCCAGUCCCAGGGCUCUGGGGGCGGCGGGGGCCUCUACAGCACCCUGGAGGGCCACGUGGGCACCGGGACCGGGCCGCUCGGCGCUCCCGCCUCCAGGAGCGGUCUCCAGAACCAGAGCCUCAACACCGCUCCCACCCCCCCACGCCUCUCCAGGAACCAGAUGCUGAGGGAGCGGGCCCUGCGGCUGGCGGACGAGCGCAGCGGGAUGAGCACGGACGAGGAGAGCCACGGGGACAUGCUCCGGGGCCGCUACUGGAGCCGCACAGAGAGGAGGGAGCACCUCCUAUUGGCCCGCGAGCAGCGACAUCAGCAGCAGCAAGCCCGCGGGGGCGGGGCUGGGAAAGAGGGCGGGGUCGGCGCGAGGGGCGGGGCUACACGAGAGGGGUUGGUCUCCAAGGCGGUGGAAGGCGGGUCCCAGGGGGGAGGUGGGGAAAGGGGCGGAGCUUUGGGAGACGGACGGAGCAACACGGUCCUGGAGCUCAGCCACAGGAAGUUGAGUCGCAUGCGGAACAGGAAGGUGCUUGAUGAUUGGACGACGGUGGAGGAGCUGCUGACUCAUGGAACGAGGAUGGGGAGUGGAGAGAUCCUUUGUCCCAGCUCGCUGCUCACUGUUACCACUGUGUGA